AUGGCCGUGGCUUCACCCCGACCAGCGAAGAGGCAGAGGAUUUCUGGCACGAUUAGUCCAGUAACCCCGUUAUCGCCCGAAGACGAAGGACUCGAACUUGGUCGCCUUGCAGGCAGCGGCGGCAGCAGCAGACUCUUGGACCGAGCCAUUGAAGUUCUCCGUGUGGAGGCUGACGCUCUCGCCAAGGUAGCUGAUUUGUACACGAAUGAUGUCCGCGCCAGGAAUGGAUUGGCCGCCGCCGUGGAUGCGAUCGUCAAAGCGCAGGAAUUGGACGGCAAAGUCGUCAUCUGCGGCGUUGGAAAGUCCGGCUACAYUGCCCAAAAGCUGACAGCGACUUGCAAAAGUCUGGGAAUCAGCGCCUCUUUCUUACACGCCAGCGAAGCCGUACAUGGAGAUUUGGGCGACAUCCGGAAACGGGAUGUGCUACUGUUCGUCUCUUUCAGCGGGAAAACGCCGGAGCUGCUCAACAUCCUGCCUCAUAUCCCCGAAUGUGUUCGAUUGAUUGCGAUGACUUCUCACCAUGAUCCCAUGCAGUGUCAGCUUUUGGCCAAACAGAAAGAUGGAAUUCUGCUCCCAACGCCUAUUCCCGUGCCGGAGGAAUCUUCCUUUGGAGUCCGAGCACCUACUACCUCAACUACGGUGGCACUCGCUGUGGCAGACAUGUUGGCCCUCACCAUCGCCGACGAGCUUCACCGAGAGAAUACAAAGUCUGUUUUCUUGCGCAAUCAUCCCGGUGGUGCGAUCGGGAUGAAUCACCGAGAGCUGGGGGAACUUCAACAGGCGAAGAAUGAUGUUUCUAUUGUCGAGCUGCCUAGCCCGAGCAUUUCUGCGGAAAGCGAAGACUGA
Ramularia collo-cygni is the source of this 846-nucleotide messenger RNA. RefSeq lists its product as uncharacterized. Gene Ontology annotation, biological process: carbohydrate derivative metabolic process. The transcript has a single exon. NCBI's taxonomy places the organism in Eukaryota, Fungi, Ascomycota, Dothideomycetes, Mycosphaerellales, Mycosphaerellaceae. The record is from RefSeq and is a predicted model, not a curated record. The coding region runs from base 1 to 846 and encodes 281 amino acids. Gene Ontology annotation, molecular function: carbohydrate derivative binding.